CUUAUACUUUUUUGACAAACGACGUAACUCGAAACGACGUAAGUCGAGGGUCAAACAGAAACUUAACUGGAAAAGAUGCUCUCAACAAUUGUCUUAUUUAUUUUAUUUCAGAUGAUAUUUAAUUUUUCUAAAGCAUGUGAUCCAAAUAAACCGUUGGACAUUACCGUUUCGAAAAAGGGUGACAUUUUCAGCCCGGGAUACGAAAAAAAUGAAAAGUAUCCUUUGAAUACGAGAUGCAUUUAUUUUCUUCAUACCGAACCCGGAAAAAGUAUUCGUUUAAAGUUUAUCGAUUUUGAUGUCGAAAGUACCGAAUCCUGUGGAGGAGAUUCUUUAAGAGUUUUCGAAGGUCACGAUAUGGAACAUGGAGCCCAUGGAAUUUUUUGUGGAGAUUCUACUCCUGAAGAUAUUUUAUCUAUAGAAAAUGAGUUAUUUAUUGUGUUUUAUAGUGAUUUUAUGAUAAAUAAACGUGGAUUUCACUUUACUUACGAACCAACUGAAGAUGAAUCCCUUUGCCCAAAUGAUCUGGAAUGUAAGAACAGAAGAUGUGUUAGCAAUUCAAAAGAAUGCGAUGGUGUAGAUGAUUGUGGAGACGCUACCGAUGAAGAAGAGUGUGAACAUUCGAUUGUUGAAGCCGAAAAAUGUGGAGAACCAACAAUAAAACCAUCAGAACACGAUUACGGCCGUAUAGUAGGUGGAUUUGAAGUUACUCCUGGAAGUUGGCCCUGGCAGGCAGACAUUCAGUUCGAUUUGAUACAUCCUAGUGGCCAUAUCUGUGGAGGAAGUCUUAUAAAUAGCCAAUGGAUAGUGACAGCUUCUCAUUGUUUCGAGCAGUGA
Messenger RNA from Centruroides sculpturatus (bark scorpion), 834 nucleotides. RefSeq names its product dorsal-ventral patterning tolloid-like protein 1. The coding region runs from base 76 to 834 and encodes 252 amino acids. The transcript has 6 exons. Gene Ontology annotation, biological process: proteolysis. The record is from RefSeq and is a predicted model, not a curated record. Lineage: Eukaryota; Metazoa; Arthropoda; Arachnida; Scorpiones; Buthidae. Gene Ontology annotation, molecular function: protein binding; serine-type endopeptidase activity.